Messenger RNA from Plasmodium gallinaceum, 774 nucleotides. RefSeq lists its product as hypothetical. The transcript has a single exon. The coding region runs from base 1 to 774 and encodes 257 amino acids. The record is from RefSeq and is a predicted model, not a curated record. Lineage: Eukaryota; Apicomplexa; Aconoidasida; Haemosporida; Plasmodiidae.
AUGGAAAAUUCAAAAAUAAUUUAUUUAUUUUAUUUCUUAAUUGUUAAUAAUUUGUUAACAUCAUUCUUGUCACUAGGGAAUGAUAUUCCAACAGAUAUUCCGAGUUAUGUAAAAAAUUUUUUAUAUGAUUUUAAUACUUAUAGUUUAUCUAAGCAUCUAGAAUUUAUUAAUUUUAAGUAUAAUCUCACGAGGGUUAUUCUAAAUGAAUAUGAUAUUAGUUCUAAUUCCAAAAAAAAAAUGUUAUUAAAUAGUAAAAAUAAAUUACGUGAUAUUAUCAAUAAUAUAUUAAAAGAAAAAAAUUUUUAUUUGUCAGAUAAUCAAUUAAAAGACAUAAUUAUAUUCAUUAGUAAUGAAUUAAGGAGAUCAAAAAUAAAAAGGUCACAAGAACAGGAGAUUGAAGAUAUUGAAUGUGAAAAAAGUAAAGCAUAUUUUUAUUUUUAUAGGGAUGAUAAAUUAGAACAAAUUCUAAACAACAUGAAACAUUUUUGGAGCACUAGCGAAUUAAUCAAUGAUAAAGAUCCUAUGUGGAAAAACGAAAAGUGGAAUUUAUGGGAUUAUAAUUUUAAAAGUAAAGUGUAUAACUUAAAAAAAAAAGAUUCUAUGUUUUUUUUGUUAUUAAUUCAAAAUAAUACACCUGGAAAAGUGUGUCAUAGUAUUUACAAAUAUUUAGAAACCUCAUGGUUAGAGAGUUAUCGUGCUCCAUUUAUGUCAGAUUUCUAUUAUUUUGUUUACGAGUCUUUGGAAGAACUAAAAGAAAAAAAAGACACAAAUUAA